Messenger RNA from Lodderomyces oxycetoniae, 1452 nucleotides. Its product is annotated as DNA primase subunit. The record is from RefSeq and is a predicted model, not a curated record. Bases 1 to 1452 code for a protein of 483 amino acids. The transcript has a single exon. Gene Ontology annotation, biological process: DNA replication, synthesis of primer. Gene Ontology annotation, cellular component: alpha DNA polymerase:primase complex. NCBI's taxonomy places the organism in Eukaryota, Fungi, Ascomycota, Pichiomycetes, Serinales, Debaryomycetaceae.
AUGGCACCAGCUCCGAUUGCGACAUCGGAACAGGAUGUGAUAAUGAAACCUUUUACUGUUAACGAUGAAGCUAGCCACGAAGAAGAAGAAGAAGGAGAAGGAAACUCUGGCUUUUUUAAACCUUCAGAAUCAGACAUGUUGUUCUACUAUAAGCGUCUUCUUCCGUUCAAAUACAUUUUUACGUGGUUAUCUCACUCACCCAAAAUUACCAAGGACUUUACAAUGAGGGAGUUUGCUUACGAGUAUAGGUCAGGAGCUUACCAACGGUACAAUUCGUUUACUUCACCUGAGGAUUUUAAGAAAUCAGUGAUACGGGCUAAUCCCACACGUUUUGAAAUAGGUGCUAUAUAUAAGGUCAAUCCACAGGAGCGAAAAAACCUUCCGAAACAAGCUAUGAAACCUCUUGGCAAGGAAUUGGUAUUUGACAUUGAUUUGACUGAUUAUGAUGAUGUGCGUACUUGCUGUCUGGGAACUGCCAUAUGUUGCAAGUGUUGGAGAUUUAUUCAAAUAGGAGCAAAGAUUUUGGAGGCUGCAUUGAGGGAAGAUUUUGGGUUUGAACAUUUGUGCUGGGUUUUCAGUGGGAGAAGAGGUGCGCAUUGUUGGGUCAGUGAUAAGAGAGCCAGAGAGUUGGAUGAAGCAAGCAGGAGAAGCAUUGUUGAGUAUUUGGAUAUUUUGAGUGGGAAGGGGAAUAGAGGUGGCGGCUUGAAUUUGAGAAGACCUUUUCAUCCUCAUGUUGAAAGAAGUUUCGAGAUCUUGAAGAGCCAUUUUCUUAGUUUACUUUUGGAGGAUCAGGAUCCGUGGUUAACGACUCCUGAUAUGGAUGAAAAUAAUCCCAUAUGGGGAACGAAAAUUGAUGAGUUUUUAAGCUUUAUACCGAUGAAAGAAUUGAAAACUGAGUUGAAAAAGAAAUGGAUUACCGAGCGGAAGAUUUCCCACUCAAGAGAUAAAUGGGAAGAUAUCAAUUCCGUUGCUUCAAAAGUUCUUAAAUCACAACUGCAAAUUGCUCCUUUGAAUGAAGCUAAAAAGGACAUCAUUAUUUUUUAUAUGUAUCCGAGACUAGAUGUGGAAGUGUCUAGACAAGUUAUCCAUUUAUUGAAAUCUCCGUUUUGUAUACAUCCUGGAACAGGUAAUGUUUGUGUUCCAUUUGAUCCACUGAGGAAUAUACUGGGGAAGCCAGAAGACGAUUCUUAUGGAUUUAAUCCAAUGAGUGCUCCUAAUUUGAAAACAUUGCAGUGGGAAUUGGAAGAGUAUAAUAAAAAUGCCGAGAAUGAGAGUGGUGCCAACGGUAAUGGCAAUGGCAAUAGGAACAUGCCCAAUUGGGAAAAAACCAGUUUGAAACCGUAUGUUGACUUUUUCAAGAGAUUUGUACAACAUUUAGUACAGGACGAAGUAAAGGAUAUGAAAAGAGGACUAGAUAACGAUGAAGAUGAAAUUGAUCCCCUAGAUUUUUGA